AUGCAAUUCUCGCGGAUUCUCGAGGGCGUUGUGUUUGCGAUUAGCGGAGUGGCGAAUCCGGAGCGCGCCGAGCUGCGCGGGAAGGCGAUGGAGAUGGGCGCGCGGUACCGGCCGGAUUGGACGCCGGAGUGCACGCUGCUCGUCGCCGCGUUUCCCGGCACGCCGAAAGUCAGAUCCGUGACUGCUGACGACGGCACGAUCGUUUAUAAGCGGUGGGUGGAGCAGUGCUACAGUAACCGCCGCCUCAUGAGCAUCUCCCCCCACCUCUUGCAUCUCGGGCGGCCUUGGCGCCAAGGCGGGCCGGCAGACAGGGACGUGGAAGACGACAUGGGGGGAUUGGAUGGGGGGAACCUAUCUGGGGAGGAGCUGGUGGCGCAGUGGGUGGCGGGGGACAUGGUGCAUGUGAGGGCGUUUCUGGAGGAGCAGGAGGAGCAGCCUCCGGAGGGCGAGGUGGAUAGGGUGGCGCGAGAAGGCAUGCUGGCGUGCUUCGAUGAUGCCAUUGCUGGCGUGGAGCAAGGGCAGGCGCUCGCAGCAUCGAUUGCCUCGUGGCCUGUCGUGCCGCGUGUGCUGGACCCGCAAAUUUCUGUCUCCGCUCCUUCGCACCUCCUCCCUGCCUCGCUUCCGCCGCUGCCGAUCUCCCUGGGGAGUGGGGGCGCGGGGGGAGGGGAGUGCCUGCGGUAUCUCCCGCCGCAUUCGCAGCGCCAGCCGCAGUUCUGGCGACCAGGAGCGGCGCGGCCGGGCGAGUCGCUCGCGUCUCGGGCGUCGCUAGCGGUUGACGCGGACGGCGCGGAUGCUGACGUGUCGAUAGCCUCGCUGGCAAGGUGCGACAAGACUCUCAGCGUCGCUCUUUCCGUCUCGCUGUCGAUAACCUCCCCGUUACCAUCAAACCUCCCUGUUACCAUUACACCUCCCCGUUACCAUUACACCUCCCUGUUACCAUUACACCUCCCUGUUACCAUUACACCUCCCUGUUACCAUUACACCUCCCCGUUACCAUUACACCUCCCCGUUACCAUUACAUCUCCCCGUUACCAUUCCACCUCCCUGUUACCAUCAAACCUCCCUGUUACCAUUACUCCUCCCCGUUACCAUUACACCUCCCUGUUACCAUUACACCUCCCUGUUACCAUUACACCUCCCCGUUACCAUUACACCUCCCUGUUACCAUUACACCUCCCUGUUACCAUUACACCUCCCCGUUACCAUUACACCUCCCCGUUACCAUUACACCUCCUCGUUACCAUUACACCUCCCCGUUACCAUUCCACCUCCCUGUUACCAUCAAACCUCCCUGUUACCAUUACUCCUCCCCGUUACCAUUACACCUCCCCGUUACCAUUCCACCUCCCUGUUACCAUUACACCUCCCCGUUACCAUUACUCCUCCCCGUUACCAUUACACCUCCCUGUUACCAUUACACCUCCCCGUUACCAUUUCACCUCCCCGUUACCAUUACACCUCCCCGUUACCAUUACACCUCCCCGUUACCAUUACACCUCCCUGUUACCAUUACACCUCCCUGUUACCAUUACACCUCCCCGUUACCAUUACACCUCCCCGUUACCAUUACACCUCCCUGUUACCAUUACACCUCCCUGUUACCAUUACACCUCCCCGUUACCAUUACACCUCCCUGUUACCAUUACACCUCCCUGUUACCAUUACACCUCCCCGUUACCAUUACACCUCCCCGUUACCAUUACACCUCCCCGUUACCAUUACACCUCGCCGUUACCAUUACACCUCCCCAUUACCAUUACACCUCCCCAUUACCAUUACACCUCCCUGUUACCAUUACACCUCCCUGUUACCAUUACACCUCCCCGUUACCAUUACACUUCCCCGUUACCAUUACACCUCCCCGUUACCAUUACACCUCCCCGUUACCAUUCCACCUCCCUGUUACCAUCAAACCUCCCUGUUACCAUUACUCCUCCCCGUUACCAUUACACCUCCCCGUUACCAUUCCACCUUCCUGUUACCAUUACACCUCCCCGUUACCAUUACUCCUCCCCGUUACCAUUACACCUCCCUGUUACCAUUACACCUCCCCGUUACCAUUUCACCUCCCCGUUACCAUUACACCUCCCCGUUACCAUUACACCUCCCCGUUACCAUUACACCUCCCUGUUACCAUUACACCUCCCUGUUACCAUUACACCUCCCCGUUACCAUUACACCUCCCCGUUACCAUUACACCUCCCUGUUACCAUUACACCUCCCUGUUACCAUUACACCUCCCCGUUACCAUUACACCUCCCCGUUACCAUUACACCUCCCCAUUACCAUUACACCUCCCCAUUACCAUUACACCUCCCUGUUACCAUUACACCUCCCUGUUACCAUUACACCUCCCCGUUACCAUUACACUUCCCCGUUACCAUUACACCUCCCCGUUACCAUUACACCUCCCCGUUACCAUUACACCUCCCUGUUACCAUUACACCUCCCUGUUACCAUUACACCUCCCUGUUACCAUUACACCUCCCUGUUACCAUUACACCUCCCUGUUACCAUUACACCUCCCCGUUACCAUUACACCUCCCCGUUACCAUUACACCUCCCCGUUACCAUUACACCUCCCCGUUACCAUUACACCUCCCCGUUACCAUUACACCUCCCCAUUACCAUUACACCUCCCCAUUACCAUUACACCUCCCUGUUACCAUUACACCUCCCUGUUACCAUUACACCUCCCCGUUACCAUUACACUUCCCCGUUACCAUUACACCUCCCCGUUACCAUUACACCUCCCCGUUACCAUUACACCUCCCUGUUACCAUUACACCUCCCUGUUACCAUUACACCUCCCUGUUACCAUUACACCUCCCUGUUACCAUUACACCUCCCUGUUACCAUUACACCUCCCCGUUACCAUUACACCUCCCCGUUACCAUUACACCUCCCUGUUACCAUUACACCUCCCCGUUACCAUUACACCUCCCUGUUACCAUUACACCUCCCCGUUACCAUUACACCUCCCUGUUACCAUUACACCUCAUUACACCUCCCCGUUACCAUUAUACCUCCCCGUUACCAUUACACCUCCCUGUUACCAUUACACCUCCCUGUUACCAUUACACCUCCCUGUUACCAGCUGUUCCCUUUAUCAGUCCCUUUGGGCAGAGUGGGCUUGAGAGGCUACCAGUUUUGAAGCACAGAGCCUUCUGUGCCUUCUGUGGGCGUGAGUGGGUGGAUUCUAUGCCUUCUGGAGACCCACUCUGUCACUGUGGUGGUCUGGAUUCAUUAGCCUGCCUUUUCGUCCUCUCCUCCACUCCUCAUUAUCAGUCCCUUCGUGCAGAGCGGGCGGGAAAGGCUACCAGUGUUCAAGCAUAG
This is a messenger RNA of Closterium sp. Yama58-4, 3336 nucleotides long. Lineage: Eukaryota; Viridiplantae; Streptophyta; Zygnematophyceae; Desmidiales; Closteriaceae. The record is from the annotation of a GenBank genome assembly.